CGUUUGAAGCACACAGCAAAGCAUCAUCAUCAGUUCAUCACAUCACAAGAAACUUUGCGUUGCAUCCUUUUGUUUCCUGCUAAAAUUGACACGCACUUGAUUUAGUGAUUAGUGUCCUAAACUCCUAAUGGCCUCAACAUGGUUCUUCCUCCUUGCCCUCCUGGCUGUAUCGAUUUCGAAUGCUUUCGCCUCCGAUCCCAGCCAACUCCAGGACUUCUGCGUCGCUGACAAGAUGUCGCAAGUUCUAGUCAAUGGAUUUGCAUGCAAGGACCCAGCGGCCAUCACCGUGGAAGACUUCUUCUUCUCCGGCCUUCACAUGGCUGGAAACACCAGCAACAGGCAGGGAUCGGCCGUGACAGGAGUCAACGUCGCCCAGAUCUCUGGGCUCAACACCUUGGGCAUCUCUUUGGCCCGCGUCGACUAUGCGCCCUAUGGUCUUAACCCUCCGCACAUUCACCCACGUGCGACCGAGAUCCUGACUAUACUGGAGGGCUCACUCUACGUCGGCUUCGUUACCUCCAACCCCGAGAACAAGCUGUUCACCAAGGUUCUUAACAAGGGGGACGUAUUCGUGUUUCCUCAGGGGUUGAUCCACUUUCAGUUCAACUAUGGUACAAAAGAUGUUAUAGCCCUUGCGGCUCUAAGUAGCCAGAACCCUGGAGUCAUCACCAUAGCAAAUGCGGUGUUUGGAUCGAAGCCGUUCAUAUCAGAUGAUAUCCUUGCCAAGGCCUUUCAGGUGGAGAAGAAGAUAGUAGACCGGAUUCAAGCUCAGUUCUGAAGUUUCUAAACAAAGUUGUUUCUUUAUCCAUGGGUGAUGAUUCAUUUGUUCUUUUUACAUUAAAUUAAGUUAAUUUACGUUAUACUUAAUUGUAUUGUACAUCUCAUUCUUGCAAGUUGUAACACAUCAGUAAGUUUAUAUUGAACUUUGUGAAAUAAAAAUGUAAUAGGGAACUGCGCUGUGAUCAAGUUUGUAUUUACCUAUCUAAUGAAAUUCCACAGGUUGAUGUAUA
This is a messenger RNA of Oryza sativa Japonica Group (Japanese rice), 1010 nucleotides long. Lineage: Eukaryota; Viridiplantae; Streptophyta; Magnoliopsida; Poales; Poaceae. The record is from RefSeq and is a predicted model, not a curated record.